Molecule: messenger RNA, 208 nt
Organism: Amoebophrya sp. A120
Lineage: Eukaryota; Dinophyceae; Syndiniales; Amoebophryaceae
Source: the annotation of a GenBank genome assembly
GCGACCCCACCAAACCCCUGCUUUAUAUAUACAGAUUACAUUAACUAGCAAUAUGACACAUAAUGCUCCAAUAUGACACUUGGCCGGGACGACAUGCCAAACCCUUCAAAAACUCCAGUUCUCAUAUUGUCAUUUUGACAUAUUGUUAUAUUGCAUAUUGCUCGCGACAGCCUGGGGGCUGAAAAUUGGCCCCGCCCGAAACGCUUUC